Nymphaea colorata (pocket water lily) is the source of this 2114-nucleotide messenger RNA. RefSeq lists its product as uncharacterized. The coding region runs from base 314 to 1882 and encodes 522 amino acids. The transcript has 11 exons. The record is from RefSeq and is a predicted model, not a curated record. Gene Ontology annotation, molecular function: acid phosphatase activity; inositol phosphate phosphatase activity. NCBI's taxonomy places the organism in Eukaryota, Viridiplantae, Streptophyta, Magnoliopsida, Nymphaeales, Nymphaeaceae.
CGAUCUCCAAGUAGCCGUUUUCCGGAAUGUCGGGGUGCAGCAGUCUGUCCUUGUUGUUGACAUGAUGUUGUUGGUCUGUUUCGAACGCGGGUCAGGUCACGAGUACCGAUAUGAGUUGAUUGGAUCGCGCAUCAGGUCGGUCUUAGGCUGAUGUUCUUGUGUCAGCUUCGAUUCGAGUCAUCCGGCGAUCUUCCGUCGCAUGCAAGUUUUCUCAGAAAAGAAAAGGAGGACGGUUUAGGCGAAAGGCGCGGGAACGCUCACAUAGAUACCGCGCAUUAGCACCGUCGUGGGGAGGUUUCCUCUGUUGGAAAGGAUGGGUUGCUGCCACCGUUACACCAUUCUCCAUCGCGCUCUGCUCUUUCUUUCUCUAUGUUCAAUCGCAUCUAUAACGAUCACCACCGAUGCCUUUGACGUUCGCCACCACCUCUCCACCGUUACCAGGUACGAUGUUUCAAAGGAGAUCUCAGCUGGCGAUGCCCAUAUUUCUAUUGAUCCUCCAAACAAAUGCAGCGUAAUUCACUUGAACUUAGUGGCAAGACAUGGUACACGAGCUCCAACCAAGAAGCGCAUAAGGGAACUGGAUAGAUUGGCCAUUCGCUUGAAUUCUCUUGUUAGUCAUGUGGAAGUUGAAGCUCAUGGAAUCAUCACUUCUCCCGAAAAGUAUCCAGCUUGGCUAUCAAGCUGGCAAUCUCCAUGGAAGGGAAGAGAUAAAGGUGGUGAAUUGAUAACCCUAGGGGAGGAGGAACUAUAUCUGCUUGGGAAUAGAAUCCGCGAAAGAUUUCCAGAACUGUUUAAUGUAGAAUAUCAUCCAGAUAUUUUCCCAAUUAAAGCUACCCAGGUUCCACGAGCCUCAGCUAGUGCAGUUGCAUUUGGAUUAGGGCUUUUUUCUGGAAAAGGUUCUCUUGGACAUGGGCGUCAUCGGGCCUUUUCUGUUGUCACAGAGAGUCGGGCUAGUGAUAUAUGGCUUCGAUUUUACGAUACAUGCCAAACCUACAAGGAUUAUAGGAUCACCCAGGAGCCUGCUGUGGAGAAGCUAAAAGAACCAAUUCUUACCGAAGUUUCCUCUGCAUUAACAAGCCGUUAUUCACUGAACUUUACAAUGUCUGAUGUUGCUUCAUUGUGGUUCCUUUGCAAACAAGCAACUUCAUUACUUGACAUAACUGAUCAAGCUUGUGCUCUUUUCAACCAGACGGAGGUUUUAUUGCUAGAGUGGACAGAUGACCUGGAGAUGUUUAUAUUGAAGGGUUAUGGUAAAUCAAUAAAUUACCGAAUGGGACUCCCAUUGCUCCGUGAUGUUUUGCAAUCCAUGGAAAAAGCAGUUUUUGCAAGAGAAAGCCAAUCCACAGGGACUUUUGAGAAAGCACAGCUUCGAUUCGCUCAUGCUGAAACAGUUGUUCCAUUUACAUGCCUGCUUGGACUUUUUCUUGAAAGAUCUGAAUUUGAAAAAAUACAAAGUGAGCAGCCUUUUCAACUGCCACCAAAACCUCCCCUGGAAAGAAGUUGGAGAGGUAGUAUAGUGGCUCCAUUUGCAGGCAACAACAUGCUGGCUUUGUACCACUGUCCUGCUGAUAAAUCCAAAAGCAGUGCACCUGAGAAGCAUAAUGGCAGUUACUUUGUGCAAGUAUUUCAUAAUGAGAUUCCUGUGAAACUGCCAGGCUGUGGCGAUGUCGACUUAUGUCCUUUUGAAGUCUUCAAGGAGAAGGUAGUUUCCCCUCAUUUGAGGCACAACUUUGAGUCCAUCUGCAACGUCAAGUCAGUGACAACCAAUUCCUGCUCCAGUCCUUGUAAGCUGUUGAGAGCAGCAUCUAAUAUAUAUCGUUGGAUCUUCCCUGCUGAGCAAAAAGAUGAAGCACGGAUUGGUGGGCACAAAGGAGAAUUGUGACCUUUUUUUCUAACUUCUAACAAUUACAGAUUUUGUUUCGCCACUAACUUGAUUUUGUAUGUUGUAGAUUUUUCUUGAAGAGUCAGUUUGUGUGGGUUAUUGGGUACCCACCUUCUUCGACAAUGUUCUGGAACAAUGCUCUCUUUGGCGAUCUUACUUUAGAAAACUAGCAAAUGCAAUUAAUUUGUAGCAGGAGGAUUUUGAUGCAUUUAAUCAUAAAAGAGUUGCUUGA